Messenger RNA from Formica exsecta, 4529 nucleotides. RefSeq names its product golgin subfamily A member 7. Gene Ontology annotation, cellular component: palmitoyltransferase complex. The transcript is spliced from 5 exons. Lineage: Eukaryota; Metazoa; Arthropoda; Insecta; Hymenoptera; Formicidae. Gene Ontology annotation, biological process: peptidyl-L-cysteine S-palmitoylation; protein targeting to membrane. Bases 177 to 701 code for a protein of 174 amino acids. The record is from RefSeq and is a predicted model, not a curated record.
GGCGAUCGCGAGUCGUGUGAAUCCAUUCGUGUGCAGUGCUGGUGGUCCCACGGCUAUCUUCGCGGAUAAUCGUUUAUCCGAGAAACCGGGUGCACGAUCCGCGAACGCGACGACAAGGGUCGAGCUGGACUUUCGUCGAAAGCGUGCAGUAUAUAGCCGGCAAGACGAAGCUCAAAAUGCCACUGAGCACAAGUUCGAAGAAGUCAUUAUGCGUACUGCCUGAAGAUGUUAUUCACGAGAGAAAAAGCAAUCAUGCUGCCCUCACACCAUUGGAAGACAUGUCUGCAGGACGAGGGCAGGCAGGUGGAGGGCCUCCUCAGAAUUGUCAGAAGGUUUUUGUACAGCGUGACUAUAGCGAAGGAACGAUGGUUAAAUUUCAAACGCGAUUUCCGACAGAAUUGGAAAGUAGACUGGACAGACAGUUGUUCGAGUACACGAUCAAUCAGUUGAACAACUAUUUCGCGGAAGCGGAGCGUGCCAGCUGUUCUACCUAUUGCGAGAGCUGCCUAUACUGUCUCACGGGUUAUCUGAUAAGCAUAUGUACCGAGACGCAUUAUGAGAAAUGUCUACGCAAAAUUGCCAAAUUUGUCAGCGAGCAGAAUGAUCGGGUGUACAAGCCGCGCGGCCUUCUAUUAACGGAUCCAACGACCCGCGGAUUUAGGCUAAUAGAGAUCUCGGUACUGGAUAGACCUGCGUCGUGACUGCAUAUUAGCCGAUCCAGGGAGUUCUUCAUGUGACCCCCCGCGCAGCACUCUGGACAUUACCUCGUCAGAAUCACGGACAUGCACGCGCUCGUGAGUGCCUGUCGGCACGAUUACGGGGCAUACCGAUUGGUUUGAGUCGGUUGCGCAGUGUGCAGGAAUUCUGUGAGGCUAGAAAGAAUUAACGAUGAUAUCUUGUAGGCCGCAGGUCGCUCAGGUGCAUCUUGCACGAUUAAUCUUGCCGAAUACGCGCGCAAUGAGCUGAAACUCUCUUGCAUCGGGUCAAACUUAGUCGUACUUAGUCCUAAAAUAUCGUAAUAACGAUAAAAUACGUGUGUGAAAAUCCGCUGGAAACGGAAGUAUGUAGGAGCGAACGAUUCGUGAAGAUUUCAUUGUCGUAGAUUUACCUAUCAAUCUAAUUAAAAUAACAAGCUUACACAAAGUUGGCCUAAUUGCGACGAGAGAGUCUCGCGUUCAUUGGCGUUCGUGGUGUCUCGAUCCUAAACGGCAGCUUUUCGAGGGAGAGAGAAAGCAUGCAUCGAAGCGCGUGGAUGUGUAACGAAGCCGUGGCACUUAUAUAAGUUCAAUUUUCUAUAUGCGUACAGAACAUGUAACAUACGAAAGUAUAUAUGAAGUGUACGUGGCGAAUCAAAGAUUGCGGAGAAGGAAAAAGUAAUUUCGUUGUUUAUACUCGAAUAUGUGAUUGAACAAUCGAAUUGUUUAUCGCGAGCCGCUACUUUGACUCGUCAUGUAUACGAUGGGGUCUACAUAUUUUUUUACUGUUCAUUUAUGACUUUAUCGUAUCAUCUGCAUUUAAUUAACGAGACGUGAAUGAAAUGCGUGUUUGCGUGAAUUAUUUAAUGAAAUGAUAGCAUUCGAUUUUAACGUUUAUGGUGCGUGUGUUUUGUUCAUUCCACCGAAAAACCUAACCGAAAACUUCAAUGAGUUUCGUUCUCGAUGAACGCUCAAACGAAUGAUUCCGAAUUCUUCUCAUCUUCCGCGAUGUAUCUUCCAUUGCGCUUAUGUAUCCGCGUGCAAAAAAACAUAAGUCAUUUCGCAUAUUUACGUGCAUAUAUCGGUUGUGGUGUUUCGGCGCGAAUGGAUGCCUCUCGACAACAAAAAACGAUGGAAUUUGAUCGAAAUUAUACAAGCACUCGUUGCGCUAUUAGGGAAACCCGAGGAUUGGCUAAAAAAUAAAAAAAAAAUAAUAUACAUAAACGCCGUGAUACAAAAAGUAGAUUACGAAUUCAAAUCGAUUGGCAUUGUGAUCAAGGAUUAGCCGAAACCAUUUGCGAUACAGCGCGAGAUAUUUCAUACGUCACUUUAGUCCGCUCUCUUAGUGGAAACUGAACGCCCGUUGGCUAUCGUCGCCGAUCUCCGUACGCGAGUCCUCGAGAUCCGCUCGCGAUAUACUGGAUAUUUUCGCUACUCUGUUAAUUAGUUGUAAAUGAUGAUCUCAAACGAUACAACGACGCAACACCAUGUCUAUACAUUUACUUUCUUUUAUUCGCACUUUGGGAGCCUAAAGUGUCGCAACAAAGGUCGUCAGGAACAAUACAAUUUUCUUUGGCACAGCAUUACUUGAUCAAGCAUUGGCAUAGAUCGUCGAACCAAGUUUAGAUUGCGAUUCUCGAUUUACGAUAUACUUAUCGCGGUAUCGCAUACAAAUGGCGAACGAUCUCUCUCGUUCUUGAUCACAAUGCUCGCGGAGCGCCUGUCUGACGUUGUAAUGCGACGUAUUGCUAAAAGAAUCUUGCCAAAUCAGCGUGUCACUGCCUCUGCGUACGAUUUCCUAGCGCGGACGAGCGUGUAGAAAAAAAAACCUCGUACGAGCCGGAGAGCAUCAAAGAGAGAAAGAGAGAUAGAUAGAUAGAGAGAGAGAGAGAGAGAGAGAUGACUGAAGGAGACCCGUCGAUUUUUCCAAACGAAAGAAAGAUGAUUUCUAAUACAGGAAGCGAUAUUAUGGAAAGGCUUUCUUUUUAUUGCCCAAUUCUUUUACACGUCGCAAUAUGACGUACAUGGUGCUCUGACUACAUGCAACAUAUGUGUAUGUUUGCAUAUAAUGUAUAUAUAGCGAAUUAAUCGUCGACACACGAAGUAUAAAAGAAAAGGAAGCAAAUCGUUGUUUAUACUUAAUUUAAUUUAGUAGGACCAAUAUUGGAUUGAUGAGAGAUCCGUAAGAUGUAAAGGACACCAUCGUGUUACGAAUGUAAUUUCUAAAUGUUUUAAUAAUUAAAACGGCGUAAGAGCUCAUAUAUAUCUUGCUUUGGAGGCUAUUUUUAAUUCCCCGUCGAUAAUUUGACACGUAGCAUUAAUGAACAUAUCAAUAUGGUCUAUAUAUAAUAUAGUCUUCAUACUUUUACGAUUCUAUUUAUAUAAGCAUAUUAAUAUGAUUCAUGGUAACAUAUUUAAAAAACCCGCCCGCAGAGUUUGCAAAAUUUACCAUGCACUAUGUCCUCUCAAACAUCGUGACCAGUGGAGAAAGCAGAUGGCGUUGCUUCGAUAUUUCGAGAAUCGCAAGCACCACUUCUCGACGGACUUCAAAUCGUAGUCAGUCACGGAACGCGUCGCGGCGGAUCACAACGGCUCUGUAUAUCUUCCGCGAUAGUUAUCACUUAAAAGCGAAUCUCGCGCGCGAAAAGUUAUCGGGAGUGUUUUAUAAAGCGUUUGUUAUAUGAAUAUUAAGUGCGACCGAUAUUAUACGUCAGUAUCGCGAUCUCGGUAACUGCGAUCCGUCUCGUUGUCGCGUAUCAUUACAUCGCGUUACUUUCCCGCCAAAGUGCAGCCAACGUGUUAGCAUCGGAAUCCAUUCCUGCGUGCUGUCCAGUGCCGUCCUGCAUGAAAUUCAUCGAGAUUGGUCGAAUCAUCUUCAAAUCAUUCUUCAAAACCAUUUUCUGCCCAAGUACAUACAUAGCGAAAGCGCAACGAAUGUACCAGGUAUGUGUUAUCAUCAGGUAUGUGUUAUAUUUCCAUAUUAUCAUUUAUAUAAACAUUUUGAAAUUGUAAAUGGAAAUUGCAAAAAAUAUAUUAAAUGUAUACUUUUGCGUGGGACCAAACCUGAGCCGAUGUCCGUUAUUACCGAUGAUUGGCGAUAUCAAGGCUUUCCUCCUUGAGAGACAACAGAAAAGAUAUUUGAUAAUUGGAAAGCUUUACAGAAUUUUUGAUAAUAUUUUAUUUUAGACAAUUUAAAAUCUAAACUCUUAGGAGGCUCAUUAAUUAUAAUGAUGAUAGAAAAAAAUUAACAAUUAAUUUUUCACGAGCUUUUAAACGGUAUUUUCUCCAGAUAACAAUAUUUAAUUUUUUUAUUAAAAUAAUGACAAUAGAAAUAAAUUAAUAUUCCUAAAAUAAAUUUUUUUUAACAAUAUUUCUUUUAAUAUUUUUUCAGAUUUUGUAAUAGUAAACUUUUUGUAUUAAAAUAAUGCGUUUUUUAUUAAAAUAAUGAUUUUCGAAUAAUAUUCUGCUAAAACAAGAUUUAAAUAAAAAUAGUGUAUUUAUAAGAAUCGUAUUCGUAAGAAUUAUACUUUACUAUGUUAUUGUGUAAAGGGUUUAAAAUAAUUUGACACAUUCGCGCGGUUUGAGCACAUCCAGAUUUUAUUUGACCGUGUGCAACAAUUUCUGAUAGGCAUAUUGAUUCGCAGCUAUAUCAAAAGACUAGAAACCAGUCUCACUUUCGUGUUGCUUAACUCUCAGACUCACAUCCGAAAACGCAAUGCGCUUGAGAAAUUCUGUAGGAAGUAACACCGAUUUCGCAAAUUUACGCGCAAAUUUUCCAUCCGAGAUAUCUGUCGUUUAAUUUAAUUGAUACGAUAACGCGAAUAAAAAAAAAAA